Mollisia scopiformis is the source of this 1340-nucleotide messenger RNA. RefSeq lists its product as uncharacterized. Gene Ontology annotation, biological process: mycotoxin biosynthetic process. The record is from RefSeq and is a predicted model, not a curated record. NCBI's taxonomy places the organism in Eukaryota, Fungi, Ascomycota, Leotiomycetes, Helotiales, Mollisiaceae. The transcript has 4 exons. Bases 293 to 1084 code for a protein of 263 amino acids.
GCACAAGUCAAACUGAAUCUGCUCAGCAUGGCCAGGAAUGCUGAGGAAGACUACGGUUUCAGUGGAUGUUAGCCGAUAUACACAAGCGGUAAAAUGUGAUUCUCACUCAUCUACUGUUUCGGCCAAGACAUCAAUGCACGCACAUCCCCCUUGAAACGAGCAUUGUCACAAAAACUUCGGAUUCUAAUUGCAUUCCAUUCGUUCUGUAAAUUCGCUUUCUACUUUCUAAUUUAUUUUCCAUUCUCUUGGCACCUGGUGUGCGUUCAGUUCUACAAUAUAUUAUUCUUUCCUUAUGGCGAAAGUGUAUCGCGAUGACUCUCUUGAUGAGGCGGAGCCGUUGACCGGGGAAGAUGGAGCGAUUGGAAGAGUCUGGAAAUCAGAGAAGGUCUAUUUAGAAUCCAGAUUACGAGAGCUGAGGCCUCGCUGGAUUUGGUUCGCGCAUGCUGUCCUAUUAUCGAUCUCUAUUGGCUCUUUGGCGCUGUCACUCUACAUACGAUUAUCGACACAGUCGAACUCAAUACCCGUCACAUAUUUACCUGCUCAAAGCGCAAUCAAGUACGAGAUCAAACAAUUCGACUUGCCGCCAGUACCUGAAGGGCCAUUUGUAGGGAAGGGACCAGAAGUAGAUGCAUCAUGGGAUUACAUCACCAAUAGCAUCGGCGACACGAUGGUAUCCCGGGAGGAGAUGAUCAAGAUGAACCUUGACCCGAACGGUGCCUUAGAGAUCACCGACCCAGCGACAGGGAAACGAGGCUUCCGUGUAGCCAUAGAAGUCUUCCACCAGCUACAUUGCUUGGAUUUGUUACGACAGUCUCAUUACAAGUCGCACUACGCACCUCUUGGAGGCGACACAGCAGCACCAGUGCACGACCUGACAGGCCACCUGGACCAUUGUAUCGAUGCCCUACGACAAUUCGUUAUGUGCCAGGGCGACGUCAAUAUUUUUGCAUUCCGCUUCCCUUUCAAUGAUGGCGAUCCAUGGCCAGACUAUUCCACGCCCCGUGUGUGCAGGAACUACGAGAGUAUCCGGAAGUGGGCUGUUGAUCAUACUGUUGCGCAAGGAGAAGACGAGCCGGAGCAUUAAGGGAACGAGAUUUUAUAUUCCGUAUCUUGGCUCAGGGUAUCGCAGGGCGCUCAGGUGGAUUGCUUGAGUUACUCGGACAAGUUUUGACUGAGCUGAGGUGCACAAGAAGGAGAAAAUGGAUUUAUGAUACCUCCACGUCAACAUCCUGGUAUUGUUUGUAUCCUUUGGGAUCUUUGCAUCUUCAGCAGGAUAGCUUUUCAAGAACAAGAUUUGAUACCAUUUGCGCAAGCACAUCAGUUGAGCAAUGAAUGCACAG